This is a messenger RNA of Quercus lobata, 927 nucleotides long. RefSeq lists its product as uncharacterized. Lineage: Eukaryota; Viridiplantae; Streptophyta; Magnoliopsida; Fagales; Fagaceae. The record is from RefSeq and is a predicted model, not a curated record. The transcript has 2 exons. The coding region runs from base 1 to 927 and encodes 308 amino acids.
AUGAGGAAGGAAAUGGACGAAUUGAGGAGCACCAUUAAGGAGAAGACGGACCGAAGCGUAGACAAAAUGGUAAGGGCUACGGAUUCACCCUUCACCGCCGCGGUACUUGAAUGCCCUGUACCGUCAAUGUUUUGCUUAUCUCAACUCGAGCCAUUCGAUGGACUAAAAGACCCACAGGAUCAUCUUAAUACCUUCAAGACGACUCUAGGUCUUCAACAACCACCUGACGAGAUACUGUGUCGUUCCUUCCCAACGACUCUCAAAGGAGCUGCAAGAGAAUGGUUUACGAAGUUGCCAAACUCGUCCAUAGACAACUUCAAUCAGUUAAGUAGUGCCUUCUUGCGCCAUUUCAUAGGGGGGCAAUGCCCAAGGAGGCCAGUAGACUACUUACUCACCAUAAGACAGGGAGAGAAGGAAAUUCUGAGGUCGUAUGUUAAACGAUUCACCCGGGAGAUUCUAGAGGUGGACGAAACUGAUGACAAGGUGCAGCUGACGACCUUCAAAGCGGGGUUGAGGUCCAGAGACCUCGUGGCCUCCCUCGCAAAGAACCCCCCAAAGACGAUGGCGGAAAUGCUCUUGAAGGCACAGAAGUACAUGAAUGCUGAAGAUGCUUUAGCUGCCAUAAAAGAUGCCGAGAAGUCAGGAGACAAGGCCAAGAGGGAAGACGACUGUAGGGGGCAAAAGAGAGAUCGACCAGACCGUCGGAACAAUGACGGGAACAGGAGGAAGGAUGAUAAAAAUCCUCGAACGCAUGAAGCCUUCUCCCGGGAUGAUGACCGUCCGUCCCAGCCUCCACACAAGGUGAUCGGGGAGAUAAACACGAUUACAGGAGGACCGUUCUCAAGAGGAUCGUUUAAAUCACUCAAAAAGGCAUACCAGAGACAGGUGAACAACGUCCACGCCAUACCUCCAUCCAAGCACCGAUGA